Strongyloides ratti is the source of this 1482-nucleotide messenger RNA. RefSeq names its product UDP-glucuronosyl/UDP-glucosyltransferase family-containing protein. Lineage: Eukaryota; Metazoa; Nematoda; Chromadorea; Rhabditida; Strongyloididae. The coding region runs from base 1 to 1482 and encodes 493 amino acids. The transcript has 3 exons. Gene Ontology annotation, molecular function: UDP-glycosyltransferase activity. The record is from RefSeq and is a predicted model, not a curated record.
AUGAUUAAUAUUGCUAAUUUGUUAUCUCAAGCAGGACAUGAAGUUACUAUAAUACAUGCACCAUCAAAAUCUGAUAUGUAUGAUAAAAAUGUUAAAGGACCAAAAAUAGCCAAACCGUCAGUAUUAACUGUAGAUAUUGAUUAUAUAAAAGAAUAUCUUGAUAAUCAUAAUAAAAAAGCAUGGGAUGAAAAUCAUGAAAAUCCUUUAAACUUUAUAAAUCAAAUGUAUAAAUUUUCAAGCAUAUUGGCCACUAAUUGUGAAAAUAUUAUAAAUGACAAUAUUCUUACACAAAAAAUGAGAGAUGAAAAUUUUGAUCUUGGUAUUGCUGAAUUAUUUGUUCCAUGUGGAUUAGGAAUUUUAAAAUAUUAUAAUAUUAAAAACACUAUAACUGUUUUUUCAGGAUGUGCAUUUGAUUCAUAUUAUGAAGGUCUAGGUUUAACAGUUCCUGUUUCUCAACUUCCAACAUCUGUUGCACCAUUAUCAAAAGAAAUGAAUCUUUUUGAAAGAUUAAUAAAUUUAGGUUCAUAUAUUUCAUUAAAAAAAAUUUACUCUGAUUCAGUAAUGAUAGGAAAUUAUGUAUUUGAAAAAGUUUAUCCUGAAGGACAAAUUGAUUUACACAAAUUAUUUAAAGAAACAUCGUUUUUAAUUGAUAAUUGUGAUCCUCUAUUAAGUUUUGGAUCACCUACAACACCAAAGUUUUUACAUUUAGGUGGUUUUUUAAAUCGUGAUCCAAAACCACUUUCUGAAGAAUUUAAUAAUGUAUUAAAAAAAAGAAAAAAGAAUGUUCUUAUAUCAUUUGGUUCAUUUACCAAAAGUAGUACAAUGAAAGAAAAUAUGAAAAAGAAUUUAAUCAAAUUAUUUAAAGAAUAUUCUGAUACAACAUUUUUAUGGAAAUUUGAUGAAAAAAAUAUUGAGUUUUUAAAAGAUAUUGAUAACGUUUAUUUAUUCAAAUGGUUACCACAACUUGACUUAUUAGCUGAUUCUAGAAUAUCUCUUUUUAUUACUCAUGGUGGUAUGAAUUCAUUUUUAGAAGCAUCUAAAUUUGGUGUUCCAUUACUAGUAAUUCCUUUAUUUGGUGAUCAACCUAAAAAUGCAAAAAUUAUAGAACAAUUAAAAUUAGGUAAAAUUAUUACUAAAUCUGAAUUAAAUAAUAAUUACAAAAAAUUAAAAAAAACAUUUGGAAAAAUUUUAAAUAAUGAUUUAUAUAAAGAAACAUCUAAAAAAAUGUCACUUAUGAUUGCAGAAAGACCAUAUAAUCAAAAAGAAACUUUUAUUAAAUAUGUUGAAUUUGCUUCAAAAUUUGGUGCUGUAGAACAUUUUACAAUUCCAUAUUCAAAUAUUCCAUUUUGGAAAUAUUUUUAUUUGGAUGCCAUAUUAAUAUUGAUAGGAAUUAUUUUUCUAAUUGUUAAAAUUAUUAAAAUAUCUCUUAAAAAACUUGGAAAAUUUUUUAAUAAUAAUCAUAAAGAUAAAAAAAUGGAAUAA